AUGAGACAAGAUCGGACCAAGCGCUGGGGACCAAUCAGCGCGCAUCUGAUCAGGCGCAGUGUCCAAUCGCUGCGCGGCAGGCGCGCUCGGACUCCGCCCAUGCCCUUCUAUGGGGCCAGAAGCCGCUCACCUGUGCAGUGUUGCCUGGCUACCCUCAUCUAUAAUUUAACACGGCAGACCCGACUGCAGACGGCUGCUGACGCCUUGCUCUUCACAGUGCAGAAGACCACGAGCCACCCAGAGCCCAUGCAGAACGGAGAGGCCAUGAGUCCAGACACACAGGACUCCAGAGGACCGGAGGGGCACGAGGAGCACCAGGGAGCCGUCCCGUCAGCGCCGCCGCUGCCCCAGGAGACUCAGCCGUGUCCGAGGCCCAGACUGGUGUUUCACACGCAGCUGGCACACGGGAGCCCCACGGGACGCAUUCACGGCUUCACCAACGUCAGGGAGCUUUAUGCCAAGAUCGCCGAGGUCUUCGACAUCUCCGCUUCUGAGAUCCUCUUCUGCACGCUGAACUCGCACAAAGUGGACAUGCAGAAGCUUCUGGGCGGUCAGAUCGGUCUGGAGGACUUCAUCUUUGCGCACGUGAGGGGAGAAACCAAAGAGGUGGAGGUCGUUAAAACCGAGGACGCGCUCGGCCUCACCAUCACCGACAACGGCGCGGGAUACGCCUUCAUUAAAAGGAUAAAGGAAGGCAGCACCAUUGACCGAAUCAAGACGGUGUGUGUGGGCGAUCACAUCGAGGCCAUUAAUGACCAGAGCAUUGUGGGAUGUCGGCAUUAUGAAGUGGCCAAGAUGCUAAAGGAGCAGCAGAGAGGAACGCCAUUCACCCUGCGCCUGGUCGAGCCCAAGAAAGCCUUCGACAUGAUAGGCCAAAGGACGCGAGCGCCAAAGUCCAGCGAGGGCAAAAUGGUUAGUGGGAAAGAGACGCUGCGGCUGCGCUCCAAAGGAUCGGCCACACUGGAGGAAAUCCCCAGUGAGUUCGAAGACAAGGCCAUCAAGAAGGUCGAUGACCUCCUGGAGAGUUACAUGGGGAUUCGAGACCUUGAGCUCGCGACUACCAUCGUAGAAGCCGGGAAGAACAAGAAGAACCCGGAUGAUUUUGCCGAGGCACUCGACUCAGUUCUGGGUGACUUCGGUUUUCCUGAUGUCUUUCUGUUUGACGUUUGGGGCGCUAUGGGAGAUGGGAAGAACGGACGCCUUUAAGAGAGUACAUCAGACAUCUAAGAGACAUUCAAGCUUGAUUUGUGACGUCUGUCAUUUGUUUUCAUAUACUCAAUCCUCCCAAUUCCCACCUUUAUCCUGAGGAAGGAGAACGUCAAGGUAUUAGCGGCUAAUCAGCAUGCUAACGCAAACAUCAAGUGUGUAAAGCUGUAUGAUUAAGUAGGUCAAACUGUAUUUCCCACCAAUGUUUAUAGCGAACUAGGAUAUAUACCAAUCUUUUAAAGUGUUUUACAUGAUAACUUUGACAUUUAGAAGUAGUAUAUGUUAGCUUAGCUUAGACUAGCCUUUGCUUGAUUUGAUGUCUGUUGUGUUAUGUAUAAAUACAUUGUGUUACUGGUGAAAUGAAUGAUCUUUUACGAUUAAUGACAGAUCUUGUGACACGAUUAGCUUGUG
Carassius auratus (goldfish) is the source of this 1617-nucleotide messenger RNA. Its product is annotated as PDZ domain-containing protein GIPC3-like. The transcript has 8 exons. Gene Ontology annotation, molecular function: protein binding. Lineage: Eukaryota; Metazoa; Chordata; Actinopteri; Cypriniformes; Cyprinidae. The coding region runs from base 1 to 1206 and encodes 401 amino acids. The record is from RefSeq and is a predicted model, not a curated record.